Molecule: messenger RNA, 246 nt
Organism: Penicillium chermesinum
Lineage: Eukaryota; Fungi; Ascomycota; Eurotiomycetes; Eurotiales; Aspergillaceae
Exons: 1
Coding region: 1-246 (81 amino acids)
Source: RefSeq, a predicted model, not a curated record
AUGGCCGAUCUCAAGACGUGGGGUCUCCCUCGACUGGGCCAGCUUCUUCCUCUAGACGAGGAGUCCUUGUCUCAAAUCAUCGACUAUUCCGCCAGUCUCCCGGUAGACGCCUGUGCUGACCACCUCAAAAACCUGCUUGGCGACUCCCCCGCCGCGCUCGAGUUCAUCGCCUCUUUCAAUAAUCGCCGCUCCCCCCCAAUCACCCGCCCCUGCUGCAAGAAACGAUGUCUCCUCUUCAUACCGUGA